Phymastichus coffea is the source of this 750-nucleotide messenger RNA. Its product is annotated as trypsin delta-like. Gene Ontology annotation, molecular function: serine-type endopeptidase activity. The coding region runs from base 1 to 750 and encodes 249 amino acids. Lineage: Eukaryota; Metazoa; Arthropoda; Insecta; Hymenoptera; Eulophidae. The record is from RefSeq and is a predicted model, not a curated record. Gene Ontology annotation, biological process: proteolysis. The transcript is spliced from 2 exons.
AUGUUCUCUUACGUGCUCCUCCUCGCUAUCAUUAGCUUUGCCAGUGGCAAGCCAACCUUUCCUCACGGUAGGAUCUAUGGUGGUGAAAAUGCUAUGAUCGAGACUUUUCCUCACCAAGUGUCACUGGAGUUUCUUGGAGUGCACAGUUGUGGUGGUUCUAUCAUCUCCAAAUACUACGUCCUAACGGCAGCCCACUGUGUCUCAUACGUGCCAUAUACGACGGUUCGGUCUGGUUCAUCCUACACUGAGGAAGGUGGCGUAGUUCACGAAGUAGAAAAGUUUUUCGGCCAUGAAAAUUAUUACCAGAAUGAAUAUGGUCAACCAGUCAACGACAUUGCACUCGUCAAAGUCAAGCAACCAUUUGAAUUCGAUGACACACGUAGCGCCAUCGAACUGUUUAACAAAGGUGAACAGUCAUUUGCUGGAGUUAACUCAAUUAUUUCUGGAUGGGGUGCAACCGAAUAUGAAGCGCCCAAUCAACUUCAAACUGUCACCAUUCCAAUAAUCAGCAAGGACCUCUGCAAACAAGCUUACAAUGAAAGACUGCCAGUUGGUCAAAUCUGUGCUGCUUACUAUGGAAUUGGUGGUAAGGACGCAUGCCAAGGUGACUCUGGUGGCCCACUUACCAUAGAUGGACGUCUUGCUGGUGUUGUCUCAUGGGGUAACGGAUGUGCUGAAGCUUAUUUCCCUGGAGCUUACACUGAAAUCGCUUAUUACCGCGAAUGGAUCGACAAACACGUUCAAUAUUAA